Messenger RNA from Heterocephalus glaber (naked mole-rat), 5410 nucleotides. RefSeq names its product KIAA0408 ortholog. NCBI's taxonomy places the organism in Eukaryota, Metazoa, Chordata, Mammalia, Rodentia, Bathyergidae. The record is from RefSeq and is a predicted model, not a curated record.
UCAUUGUAGUAUUUUCAGUUUGUUUAUUUUGUUCACCCUUCAAGACAAGAAGUAAAAGAAGUAUAAUUUCUGUAGUAACCAAUGCUGUAAAAACACUGAAGACUGCAUCUUUCUGUAAAAAGACAAAACUCAUCUUACCACUACCAAAUUCAGUAAGAAGCCCAAGCACGAAAAUAUUUCAGGCAAGUGAAACUGCUUCAAAUAAAACAACUCCAAGCUUCCAAGAAACAGUGACGAGAAAGAGACAAGCAGAAACACUUCUUUGCUGACACUCCUCACACAGCUGCCAUGGACCUGCAAAAGCAGUGGGGGGAUACAGAGACUAACUGGCAUAAGGAAAAGAUGGAAUUACUGGACCAGUUCGACAAUGAAAGGAAGGAAUGGGAAAGUCAAUGGAAAAUCAUGCAGAAGAAGAUAGAAGAGCUUUGCCAGGAAGUAAAGCUUCGGAGGAAACUCCACAGGAGUGAGCGUGCCAAGGUCAUCGGUCUCCACCCGGAGACGGGUUCUGGAGAUGAAAUGCGGGCGUCGUUCCCCAGCGAGCCCAGCUCAGGGCAAUGUGAAUUUACAGACAGGGCUCCCAGCAGCACUCUGACAGCGAAGCACGGCGCAGUGCAGAGCUUACUUGGUGAAGAAAAUGCAGGAUGUCAGGAACAGAAAUCAACCAAAAAGUCAAAAGUGGGGUUCAUGGAUCCAUUGGCCACAGACAAACAAAAGGAGUGUGAGGCCGGGCCGGGCUGCAGGACUUCAGAGGAGGAGGAGGAGAGGAAGGACUGCUCUGGGGCCCUCAACACAGCUCUUGAAGAACUUGCCAGAGUUAGUGAAGAACUGUACAGCUUUCAGGAGGAAAUUCGAAAGCGGUCUAACCACAGAAGGAUGAAGUCAGACUCUUUUCUCCAGGAAAUGCCAGAUGCAAUCAGUGCACCUCAGGGGAACCACUUGAUCAGCAAAGACCAGUGCAUUUUUCCAAUCAGUUUAGAAAAACAGAAACAGAAAAAUAAAAAGAACCUGAGCUGUACCAGUGUGCCCCAACACGACUCUGUGGAAAGUUGUGUGAUUGGUGCCAUUGAUUUGCAAAGACAAGGAACCCCACCCAUCCCUCCUCCAAGAAGCAGUUCUCGGAAUUUCCCCAGCUCCUGUUCUGAACAAGCCCAAGAACAGCUGAAGGAAACUGCAGACCACAACAGCUGGGUGGCCCAUGGGGGUCAAGAGGAAAGGAGCUUCAAUCCUCCUUUUCUUUCCAGGCAGCGUGAGAUACCUACAUUGGGUCCAGGUGAGGGAAAGACUUCGGAAGAUAGUGUCAUGUUUUCCUCUUUGAUACCAGAAAUCCAAAUAGAUAGCAAACCUCCAGGCAGCGUCAGACUUGGCAUGAGCCCAUGCAGGGUUGCGAUAGAGGCCACAAAGAGCCCCUCUGCUCUGUGGUUCCAGAAGACCUGCUCCUCUCCUAACCAGCCACAGUUUGAAAAGGUGGCUCCAGGUCACCCUACUAAAUCUCAUCCUGCUCUUCACGUGAGCAACGACAGUUGUUCCUUGGUGGCACAGAGCAGUGGCCCACUUAGAAGUUUCUGUUGUGGCUUUGAAAGGACUACAAGGAAUGAGAAGCUGGCAACAAAGACUGAUGAGUUUAACAGAGCUGUAUUUAGAACAGACAGAAAUUGCAAUUCAGUACAGCAAAAUCGAAGCUACUCACAUUCAUCUGAAGACAGUAAGCACUGUGAUUCCUUAACAACUCCUGUAGGUGGCAUAUCAGCAGGUGACAGUGUGACUGAUAAUCUGAAAACCAGUGCCCGUGUGCCUGAACCCACGGAAAAUGUGCCUGAUAAUCCCACCAAGAAAUCCACAACUGGCCUGGUCAGACAAAUGCAGGAACGCAUAAAUCCUGGCAGUUACCAGAAUAUGCUUCAUGAGCGAGACUGGAGACCAAGUGAUUUAUCUGGCCGACCAAGAUCCGCUGAUCCCAGGUCAAAUUAUGGUGUUGUGGAAAAGCUGCUGAAAACGUAUGAGACAUCAACAGGUCCUGCAUCGCAGAAUUCUAAAUGCGUGCAGGAAAAUUGGACCAAAUGGGACGGUGAUGUCAGUGGUGGCACUACGUCGGGUCAGCAUUCAGAAGGCCUUCAAAUGGAACAAGAGUUUCAGCCAAGGAUGGUCUUGUGCAGAGGACAGCAAGUGAAACAAGGAAUGGAUCGGAAAAAGGAGACAGAGGAAUCCAUGGCUGUGAAAACCACCCAAGGAAAAGGAUUUUUGCGUCCUGCUAGGCCAGCAAAUCGCCGUCUCCCAUCCAGAUGGGCAUCCAGAUCUCCAUCGGCACCCCCUGCCUUGCGGAGAACUGCCCCCAGCUGUACCAUUUCUCUCCAGUCUGAAGCACCAACGCUUUAAGUCUGUAGUCUGUACUGCUAGAUUACAAAAGUUCUGUUCCCUAUUGCCAGACUGAACAUUCUGAGUGUUUACAGCUAGUCCUGUUCUCUUCUGUAUCCUUCAAGGUCCCUGGGAUGAGCAAUUUAAAUCUUAACUUUCCAUCAGUCUUCAGUGUUUUUAACCUAUAGAAUAAUGAUCUCUAUGUAUUUUGAUUUCUUAAAUCAGAAUUGUUUAAUGUCAUAUUCAUUAAUUCCCCCAUAUGGUUUAAGUUGAAACAAUGUACAAUACUGUAUAUUCUAACUUUCUUGCAAGUGGCAGAUAGCAAGAUUAUGUGCAUGGCCAUGUGUUUGUAGGUGCAUGUCUUGCAAUAGGAAGUACUCGUACGUAUUUAGAUAAGGAAAACUUAUGUGAUAGUGUUGACUUUGAAAUUAUAACAUGUACACCUAUAUAUUCUUUGUGUUUAUUUAAAGGUUUUGAAAAUAUACAUUGCUAUUUAUAUUUUGUAUACCUUUUAAUAGGUAUCUGCCUAAAAGCAUUUGAGGUUCAUGUAUCAAUUAACCACUUCCUUGGCCCACACAUACAUUGAAAAAUAAGAAUUAUACAAAUAUCUAACAUUAGAAGUCUUCUAAAUACUCUUCAUGAAUAACUUCUUAACCUAUUUAUAAAGAUAAACUAAGGCCAUUGAUUUUCUUGUUAUUCUUUUAAAUAAGAGCCACAGGUUGAACAGGUCAGCCUUCUCAAGGAAGCAUAAAAUGUUGAUAAAUGCUUUUGUAUAUCAUACAGUGGUCUCGAAUGGCUUUACCUGUAUACUUAAUUUGCUGAGCCAGUGUCAUGAGACUGCCUUAUGAACAACAGGACUAAAUAAUGAAUUUAUUUUGUCAACCUCAGUAAAGGACAUUCCUUAAACGAGAUGCAAAAAGGUUAAGUCAUGUUGAAUUUUCCUUUUUUGUUAAAAUUGUAGUAAGCUUUUAGUUUAGCUACUUUUUCUGGAGUCAUACAUAUUUAAAGGUAAGUCAUUCUUUCUUCCCUGUGUUAACCUUUUCCCUAAACUAGCAGAAGAACUAAUUUACUUUUUUUUAUUAACAAGAAAGAUUAAGAAUAAUAUUUCAUUCAGAACUCUGGAUUACAGUAUAUUUCUUGUGGUGUGCUAUCAAAAAGAGCCUUAAACUAAACUUUGGCACCCAUAACAGCAUAAGGAACAGAGAUGUGUACCUUGGCUACAAUUUGCAUACAGUGAAUGAAUAAAAUUUAUCUUGAGAACUGAUAUAAAUAGGAAUGUUGAAGGCCUUGGAAUUUUACAUGGAGGAUCUUAGAAGCAACUUUUUCUCUACUGUCUCCAUUUAAAACAAAUUUUGUUAUGGUAUUAGUUACACAUUAACUAUAUUUAGGCUUUUUUUUUCUACCAAAAAACUUAAGAAAUUCUUACAUCAAACGUAAGGAAAAGCAUUCCCCUUAUGGUAUUAUAACAACUUACAGGAAUUCACCUUAGUAUAUACUGCCUUGAGGUAAAGUAAACAAUUUGCAAAUUGCAGGUAGCCCUAAAAAGCUCAAGACUAUAGCAUGAUGAUGGCUUAAUUCAUGCUUUACAAUAAGAAUUCUAGGAGUUAAACCGAAUUAAAUUUCUAGACUGUGAGUUUGGAUUGGAUGGUAAAUAAGGGCUUCAGACCCAUUCUUCUAACUCUUGUUUCCUUCAAGGGAUAGCUUCUUCUACAGAAAAUCUAUCAAGAAAAGUAACCUAGACACAACAUGAUAUCGUUCGGAUUAUGUGCUUUUUCCACUAGAGGGGAGAAAAACCCUGGGAAGGUGAUACCUGGGGCCUGGGGAGAUGGACCAGGUAGGGAAAUGCGGCUGCCAGCAGUGGCACCCAAGGACUGUGCGAGGUGCCUCUUCCUCCAUCCUGUGUCCCAGGCAGUCGGAUAUGAUCUCUGUCCCUACCUUUACCUGCACACCCCAGUCCUGAGGAUCUCUUUUGUAGAAGAUGAAAUUCCUGACCUCGUCCCCAUAAUUGCUAAAGCAACAUUUCCAAGAGUAGGGACUGAGAUCCUGGGUGUCUUUAAUAAAAGCAAACAAAACAAGGCAAUGCAAAAUAUUCGAUGAGCAGACAGAUUUAGAAGCAAUGACACUGAUACCUGAAUCAAUGGGUGGUCUUGGGUCACCUUUGUGAUCCCUAAACGGAUACUUAUUUUGCCAAUCCUUACAAUUUUAAGCCCCUUUUCUUUUGUCAUCCAAAUGAACCAGUGGGACCAUUUUAACAUCUUAUGUUGACUAAAAUUGUAGAAUACUGGAGCUGAAAAGAUAAUUAGCAUCUAGUCCAACCCCCUGAACGUAAAACUGAAGAAACUAAUUCUGUGUUCUCUUUUAAAAUAUUUUCUAAUUUUGUAAUGGAAAACCCUAUGAGGUAUAGAGAAAUUCUCCUUGAAAACAUUUUCAAUGUAUUGUGAUUUUUAACUCAUCGAUUUUCUACUUGAGAUGAGCAUUUUCUUCCCCAUGCAUACCCUUCGUGAUCCAGUCGCUGCUGGACUUAUGGGAUUUAUUGAUGUUUAUAAAACCAUUUAAGUACUCCUGUGUGUAGAUGUUUUCCCUAGAAGAAUUUUGGGAGGACAGUCUUACAUUAUUUCACAAAGAAUUACUGAUACCAUCAACUGAACUGAAAGAGUAAGAAUGGAACAGAGAAAGGUAUUUGAGCCUCUGUGUUUGUGAUGUGUGCACAGCCCUCUCGCACAGAAAUUCUAGAUAAUGCCUUAUAUCCCAGAGCCAAAUAUAGAAAUGUGGAUGAUGUUCUGUAUAGUUCACCAUUUUAAAAAGUACAUGCAGUUCCAUUUGUCUUUAUAUAGAGGCAGUGAAGCUGAUAUUUCAUUUGGCUGAUACUUCCCUAAAACACGAUUUACUUCAAUAGCAGUGAUUGAACCAGGGACUACAUCAUCUGGACCUAUAAAAGUGUCUGCUUCCCUAAAAAGAUCUGUAAAAUUAUUUUUAGGCACACUUGCUGAAAACAGUUACUUGAUAUUGAAAUCUCCUUCAGUCCUUGGAAGUUUAAUAAAAUAAGUUUGGAAACAUC